GAUGGAAACCCUAGCCGCUACGUUUCCCUUCAUUCUCUAUUUCAUUGGUUUUCUUUCCAAUCAAACAGAAGACCAAAGUUCUUCUUUGCUCUUUCCUAAAAAAAAAAAUGAUCAUCUCCUUCUCUGUCUCGAUCAGAUCUAUUUCCUUCCCACUUCUACCUCUCAUCUUCUACUUCUUCCCCUAUCUCAUAUUCUUUCUGGAAACCGAGCAUAGACCCAAAAAUAGCAGCGAUGAUGCUCCAGACAGCCCUCAAAUCGACGAUUUCGGUUUUGGAAGAGGGCAGAAGGGAAGGGGUACUCGUCGGCGGCAGAGGAGGUACACCACCGACGAGAAAGACGGCGAGAACUUAGAUGAGUUUUUUAGCUUCCUGGGUUGUGGUUUUACACAAGGAAAAAUAGAGUAAAGUGCGCGAUGACAGCGGCGGCGGCCCCGCCGGGAACGAAGGGAAGAUUACAGUUGUGUAUCUUUCUUCAUUUCUCUCCUUGAAUCCCAGAAAUCUCAAUUGAUCGCAACUCUGUGAUGAAAUCGACAAGUUUCGACCUCGCAGACAAUGUUGACUGUAGAGAUGAUGGUCUAAGGUAGUAAAUUUUGGGUUGCAUGUUGUUUUCUUUUGAUUCUCAUUCUCGAGGCUUUUGAUCGGAUUCUAACCCCUUUGGUAUUUUUAUUUUCUUUUUUUGGGGU
Molecule: messenger RNA, 682 nt
Organism: Linum tenue
Lineage: Eukaryota; Viridiplantae; Streptophyta; Magnoliopsida; Malpighiales; Linaceae
Source: the annotation of a GenBank genome assembly